UUUUGCUUGGAAUAUGUGUCAAGUGUCAAGUUAAAUUACACUUUAUUACACAUAAGAAACGCACCAAGCUCUAUAAAAUUCUGAAGCUGCAGGAAAAAGCCCAUUCGUCAGCAGUGCAAUAAAAUUUAGAGAGUGACACACACAGAGGGAUAAAUACUUGAUUGCGAACAGUAAUGCCGCACUUCGACCUUAAUAACCAUCCUUAUCGCAGGCGAAUUUUCCUGUACCGGAACCUGAAUCUCGGUCACCCCCAGGCAGGUGACUUCUCGGAGGAGGAGGAUCCUCGGCAACGGGGAAUCCUGCGGAACACCAGCUGUCGGCGGUAUCGCGAACGGCUUCGCUCCAGCCGCCAGUCGCAGCUCCUCCAAGGAGUUGCCAUCUUGGCAUCGGUGAUCGUGGUCCUCAUCCUAAUGCUCUUCCUCGGAAUGAAGAUGUCCACCGAGCAGAUGGAUAUGCCCCCGCCUCGGGAGGAAGGCCUCUGGAUGGGCGCCCUAAGACUGUUGGGUUUGGAGCAGGAAGAUCAGCUAACAGGGGAGUCCUAUGGGCAUCAGGAUGGAUUGUGCAGUUCGAAGGUCCUGGACCUGCGGCGGAUUUUCCGGCACAUGGGCAGGGUGGUUCUCAACCAGGAGCAGGCCUUGGCUCGCAUGGAGAGGGCUCUGGGAGGCUCGGGGCUCUUCCGAUCGGUGGCUCUUUUGGGACCGCCGGGAGUGGGCAAGACACUGGCGGCGAAUACCCUGCGAAACGCUUUUCCCUGGCGGGAAAACGCCCACUCGUACUCCUGGAGCACCCAAGUGCCGGACGAGGCGAGCAGGGUCCGCCUGGUGAGGCAGUUCGCCAACGGACUGUCCGACUGCGGGGUCAGCCUGCUGAUCAUCGACGACCUGGCGACCUGCGACCACGGGCUGGUGCCCAUCUACAAUCGGCUGAUACUGGAGCGCGAAGGCGGCCCCAACCGGAAUCAAACGGUCCUGGUCAUCUACAUUUUCAACCUGGAGGCUGAUGUGUACUGGGAGCAGUUCGAGCUGCUGCAGGAACUUCCCGCGGAGACCACCAUCGUUAACUUUCGCUUCUUCAACCAGGACGACCUGAGGGAUUGCCUGGCCAGUGAGUUGAAGAGCAAGCAGCGGGUCCUCAGCAGGGAGAUGGAGUCCCUGGUGCUCGAGGAGGCCAUGGAGAAACUCCACAGCUCCGGGUGCAAGAGCCUGCGACAGCUGGUGCUGAGAAACGGAGUCAUAACAUAAUACUACUGAGGGGCACCUGUGACCCCUCAUAUCAAACUUUCUCCUUUGGCAAUGUUUCAAAAAUGUGUUUUUCGUUUAUUUCUAGUAACUUGUUACAGAUUUUAUGGCCAAGUUUCCUUAACUCCUCUUUGAAGAGAGUAAUUUAUAAAAUAUCUAUUAGGCAUUAUCAUCCGUUAGUAAAGGAACAAAUCAAAAUGUCGCGUCGCAUGUUAUGUACUGAUCA
This is a messenger RNA of Drosophila biarmipes, 1464 nucleotides long. RefSeq lists its product as uncharacterized. Lineage: Eukaryota; Metazoa; Arthropoda; Insecta; Diptera; Drosophilidae. The transcript has 2 exons. The record is from RefSeq and is a predicted model, not a curated record. Bases 174 to 1241 code for a protein of 355 amino acids.